AUGGGUAACGCGCUGUGUAAAGAACCUCGAUCGAGUUCGUCACCUAGCACUGGGAACGCAUUCAGUAACUUUAGCAGCGUGAUCUGUCCUAACGGACUGGGCAAAGGAAAGACACAUCCGAUGCGGAAGACAUACUUCUCACGAAGCGCAGUUGAUGCUUCAAAGAAAACCACCUCGGCCACCGGCUGGCAGAGUGUCUGCCUAUACGUCCCAGACGGUUCAUCAGGACGUCAGCAAAAAGUGAUCGAUACACCACCGGUCGCACCUCCGCGCAAGAAACGUGGUGCCACCUUAGAUGGACGCUAUCGGUCCGACGAAGCACUAAAGGUGAAGAAUGGAUUUCAGGAUGUUUUCGGACGCGAAAGCCGUCGUCACUCGUGUGACGUUCCGUCCGUCACACGACCGGCCAGUGUGCCACCACCUCGGCCGGAUGUAGCAGCACUUCCAGCACGUCAAACAUCCUGCUUCGAAAUCGAUGCCAGUAAUGAUGCGUUUAGCGAUUUCUCCAAAGUUCCCACUACGGCCGAACUGGAACGCGCACCAUCCACCUCACAGAUACCACGUGUGGGAAAUCGUAAAUCAGAUAAAUUCUUCGGCGAACGGUUGGCCGACUCGCUGUCCCCCGAGCAAGAGCUUGCACGGAAUGAGCAAAAAAAGUCGCAAAAAGAUAAAUCAAACACGAGCUUGGUACGGGAUGAUGUGGAUAAGAUAGAAAAAUUCGUCGAGCACAAGGAGACGGCGACGGAGAAGCGUCAGAAAAGUGUGCCCGAGAUACAGAUAGAAGCACGUGAGUCCAUGCACGCGUCGCCAACACCGAAUAAGACGGAAGGUGAAGAUUUGAUGAAAUACAUCGAUCGCACGGUAAAAGGCGACAACCAGAUAGGUCGGCGGGCCGAAUUUCUCAUGGCAAUGCUGGAGGACUACAAUGACAGCGUGCGGUACGAUGGUAUGGAACCGGUCGAGGAACCGCUGAUCGUACCGAAACGUCGUAAGAGCAAACAUAUCUGUGACGAUCACGAUCAUAUGCACAACAAGCUACAGGCCCACGAACGAGAUGCCUCAGCGGGGAAUGUUAUUCGCACGGAGGCCUCGAUAGAACAUGCACCACGAAAACCAAGCCGAGAUUUCUCACGCUACAAACCGAUCGAUGUGGAUCCUUCGUCGGAUGGAUCGGAUGACGAAGAGUGCAGCGUGGUACGACCGGUUCGAACCAAGCAGAAGGCAAAACUGCGCGAGUCGCCAUCCCCUGUACCACCACCAGAUCCACCCCGGUUUCAGAAAAGUCUUUCGGAAACCCAGUUUACCGGAACGUCGACACAACUUCAACCGACGAAGGAUGAGACAGAGCCCAAGGCACACACACCACGCAUGCUGAAGCGAAUCAUAUCGAUGCCGACGACCGAAAAUCUUGCCAAAGAGUCGUCACCCGGUGCAGAGACUCCGCAGCGUCCGAUUCUGACGAAAAGUUCCAGCUCGGGUUCAUUCGCGGCCGUUGACCUGCAGCGUACCCGAAUCUGCGUGGAACGGUUCACUCCGGAAGAUUACGUGCAUCGUUCGUCCGGUGCUGAUGAGCUGGUCAAACCAAAGUCCAAGCUAACGACACGCAAGAUUUCAUGGAAAUCCAACGAAGCACCUGUUUGCCAGACCCCGACACCUACCACCGAACGUCCAACCGGUGCAAGUUUCAUGAUUGGUGGUACUACAGUAGUAACAUCUGACUCUGCGUCACAGCUCGCACCACCAGAGGUACCAAAGCGUAAGCAUUCGGAUGCUUCUACUGGAGCUGAAUCCUCUGGACAAGAAAAGGAAGUGCUUACGAACUCCGUAUCCACACCAGCGGCAGAAGAUCCAGUAGAAGAUAGAGGCCUUCGUCAGUUCUGUUUAGGAUCAUUCAUCGAAUCUAGCAAAGUGCUGCCACAUCACGAUGUGGUCAAUGUGCUAGGUUGUGUAUAUGAUGCUACCGACAACAAAGAAAACAUCGUCGAACAGUUCCAGACAUUCCUAGAGGAGGCACUAAGUGCGGAAUUGAAUGAACCCAACCCAUCCAACCCGAAUAUUUCCAAGCUGAUUGAGAAGUUAUCCCAGACAAGCUCGGACGGUGAUAAGCAGCUGGAAAAUGUAACACUUAAACUAGUUGGUUCGAGUCACUCCUCCUCCGACAUGGACGACUGUUUCGAUCCGGAGUUUGAAAAGAUAGAAAAAUCGGAAAUCGUCGGUGAGCUGCCAAAGAUUGAGCACGGCCCCAAGCACGGUGGUGGACGGCGUCGGGAUAGUAUCGAAUACAUGAGCGAUUGGUUCGGGGGUGAAUCGGACGGAUCCUCCACAAUGCUAUCGUCUAUCGGAGUCGAUGAAGUAAAGGCUAGUGAUCGAACGCCAACAAAACCACCCGUACACGGUGCAUCGUAUGGAUCGCGUAAGGAAAGUAUCGAGGAUGUUGGCAGCUGGUUCUCCAAUCACAACGCACUCCGGCCAUCGUUUGGUGAGGAAUUUGAGGAACCAAGUCGCCGGUUACGCCGCGGAUCAGAUGGUUUUCUUGGGUACGAUCUGCAGCGUCAGUAUCCGUUCGGGAAGGGCCGUGAGCGAUCCGAUUCGCUGUCGGCCGAGAUGUUCGAGGGUAUCACGAAACUGCAAGAGCAACGAUCCGACCAGCAGCAGGAACAUCCAUUUCCGCACCAUCCCCAGCGCAAAAAAGUCCUGGAGCACCGUAACAGUUCCGAUGCACUGCUGAUGAAAGUACUAACACGCUCGAAUCGCACUCAACAUCACAACUCUGACGAGCAGCAGAAGCAAGAAGAAGCGCCAAAACAGAUUGAAACUGUUGAUGAAAGUAAACCAAUGUUAAAUGAAGACACAGACAAACACAACAGCAUCGCCGAAAGUAAUCCUUCGAAGGAUGCUUCCAAAACAACGAAAAACGAUGACAAAUCACCGGCACGAACGGAAAACGAUGAGCACGAGCACAGUGAACAUUCCACGUUGCUGAAGUUUCUUUCGAAGGAGAAAUUAAUUGAGUGAAGUGUUCUCGUUGUUCGGGGGGA
Molecule: messenger RNA, 3038 nt
Organism: Anopheles maculipalpis
Lineage: Eukaryota; Metazoa; Arthropoda; Insecta; Diptera; Culicidae
Exons: 2
Coding region: 1-3015 (1004 amino acids)
Source: RefSeq, a predicted model, not a curated record